Molecule: messenger RNA, 3018 nt
Organism: Trematosphaeria pertusa
Lineage: Eukaryota; Fungi; Ascomycota; Dothideomycetes; Pleosporales; Trematosphaeriaceae
Exons: 4
Coding region: 1-2922 (973 amino acids)
Source: RefSeq, a predicted model, not a curated record
AUGGACGCUAUUUCGCAGCAAAUUUCGGCGCUCACGCAGAAGGUCAACGUGUCGGAGGCGAAGAGCGACGCUUUCCACGCUGAAGUGCUUCGGCAACUCAAAGAACUCGGCGCUCAAGUGCAGCAUCUCGCCAAAACAGUCAAUUCUACGCAGGACUUCAAUCCCCGCGACUCCACAUACGGCUCGAAGCCCGGCACGCCUGAGCGCACUUCGCCGGAGCCUUCGACUGGCCUAGCACCGAACCCAAACUCAAGCCAGUCUACUCGCAGCGCAGCCCCAGACGCCCCCAAAAAGCCCCCUGAUGCAUCCGCUCCAGUGACCACCGCACGUUCCGGCGGGGAUGCUCGCCCGUCAUCCGACCUACCUUCCAUCAUAUCCCCGAUCCUGGGCGGCUCCAGCUCUAGGCCGCAAAAGUCACCAAUACACGCUAUGGCGAACACUCCCGUCAAGAGCAGCACAACUACUUUACCCGCUCCUGUCCGAGAGCCUACAGCGGCGCCUGUGAGUCAAGGCAGGGCGAACAAUGCAGCAGAACCCUCGCAUCGUCCUGGCUCAAGUCUCCUGGGUAAUCAGCCCAGCCCGCGAGCCAAUGCCAAUACCAAUGCCAAUGUGCUCAUUACGCCCGCAACUUUGACGCCCUCCAAGAAGCCUGAUGCAAAGUCGACUGGUGCCGGGGGACUCGCCGACAAGGAUGCGCCCCAGCAGGGCUCUACCGCAAUGGCACCGACAGCUCCGGCGUUCAGCCCAUCCCCGCAAGCUCCAAGCGCGAAAAGUACCGCUGAGGCAAAGCAGACGGAGAAGAGACCGGGUUACGAUCCGACACUUGCAGGCGUAAUCAAAGCUUCCAAGAAAGACUCACAGUCUGCCGACCAACACUCCACGUCCCUCGAAAAAGCGCCUCCAAAACCGUCCGAACAAGCAGGACAAACGGCACUAUCGUCAACGAACAAGGCGCAGGCAAGCAGUCGAAAGGAUGCGACCCUGCAAUCCCAGCCCCGGUCGGCUACUCCUACUGGAAGUUCUCACUCCAGGACGAAAGAGGUUACCAAUCUGUCGCAAGUUCCACGAAAUCCACCGCAGAACGCAAAUACCGCGCAAGCUUCGUGGGCGGCCCCUUCACAGCAGCUUCGCGCACAGAGCCAGGAGCAGUUCCGCAGAGAGUUCAAGCACCAGAAUUGGAAAGCUCGCGAGGACAACGCACCAAAGGCCGACCUCUUGAACGCAGAGGACCUUGAGCGAUUCGUUCUCGCCUACGAGGAGAGGGUUUAUCAGGACAGCAAGGAACGUUCGAUCGACUAUGCGGCAAAUGUAGAAUCCCGACGAGAUUGUAUGGCACAAUUUACCGUCUCGCAAUGGGUCGAAACGGUUCGGACGAUGAUCAAGCCACACCUUAGGGGCGAGGACCCCUCCGUGGAAGGCGCUACCGUCUAUAAACAACCGCGAGAUGGCAAACAAACGGAUGCCCAAAAGUCCUCCGAAACCCAACAACCAGAUCCGCAUCAGCAGCAGAAGAGGACCAGUAAUGGCGUCGAAGAGACUGGUGGGAUUAUGAUUAUAAGGGCCGCUCUGCGCAGUGGUUACAAAAACCAGAUCGACCAACUCUGUCACGAGCACAACUCGAAGGUCCAGAAGAACCCACAGCUCCAAGGAGCCAUCCUCUCUGAUGCUAGACUCAAGCGCAUUGGGGAGCUCGUCGAAAACCAGCAGUUUGUAGAGUGCUGCAGGAGCCCAAGAGAGUAUGAAACUCGCAUGGACGCACAGAUCGCCUGUAUCGAGCGGCUCUCUAUCACGGAAUGGACCACGGAGCUUCAAGACAAUCUGUUGCCUCUCUUGAUGCGAGAGGAGAAAGAAGCCGAAGAGGAGCAGGCCCGUAUCAAUGCAUGGCAGACUGAGGAGCAAGAGCAGGAGCAAGAGCAGGAGCAGCAUCUAAAUCCGGAUAGUGACGGCCAAAUGGAGGGUCUACAGGCUGAACCACCACCACUUGGCCAAGCAGCCCAAAGCAAUCCUCAGGGCAACGACGAUCUGCAAAAUGGAGAACCUCAGAGAAAGCCACCCUCAGACGAAGAGCUCGGUGCUCUACGAGAACACGUCGAGAACGCGUUCCAUGCGCAGAUCCAGACCAUGAACAGCCAGCUCCCUGCUUUUCAGCAGCUACGCAACCCUGAAUUGAUCCUCGAGGUUGCAUCUCAGUGGGAGAUACAAAUCUUCACGGAGAACGUCCAGGAUUUCGAGAAUUGGGAUCAUCUUGAAGUGUACAAGAAAGCCGCAGACGGACUGUGGAAUUGGUUCCAGCAGACGACACAGGCCGACUACAUCAAGCGCACCCAAGAGAUGCUACAGAAACGGUGCGCGGAAGAUGAGGAGCUCCGAGAGUUGGUGGAGAAAGACAAGAACUACGGGGGUUCCGAGGCGAAGGCCACCGGAGGAGAUGCGAGGAUCAGCACUCCUUCCGCGCACCCGCAAACCGUCCCCGAGAACGUCGCGCAGUUUGAGCUUCCCGCUUUGACGCCCAAGGGCGAAGCAUUCCCCGAGCUCAGCAUCGCACCGGAUCUCCGCGUCCAUGCGCUUAGCUCUCUCCACCGUCUCUUCCGCGCCAACAACGAGAGGGCUAAACAGGCCCAGAAGACCUUCCUGAACGACGAAGACCUCGUCGAGAUGGUGCAUGCUGUGGAAAACAACAUAAUGAAGCGCAUUAGGGACGAGGUGACGAAGUCCAACGAGUACGUAUCAGUGGAUGAGCAAGAGCGUCAAUAUCAGCAGCGCCAUGCGUCACGCGAGGGCGAGUACAGUCAAGCGCACUUCUUCGAGGAGAAGGUCAGGUUUUUCCUUAGGACUGUGAAAGGCCAACCUGCUCGGGGAAGCGCGCAGAGGGGGGCGGGUCAGGAGGUUUCCCGGGGAGCGGAUGUGCUGAUGGUGGAUUGAAAGCCGGCAGGAGGUGCUGGACCCCACAUGAUAUGGCUUCGAGAGGAUGACCGGUUCGGCAUCCAACAUGGACAUGGAUUGAUUGAUGCAUUUUCU